This is a messenger RNA of Callorhinchus milii (elephant shark), 1815 nucleotides long. RefSeq names its product paired-like homeodomain 2 (gene pitx2). The transcript has 3 exons. Gene Ontology annotation, biological process: anatomical structure morphogenesis; regulation of transcription by RNA polymerase II. The coding region runs from base 204 to 1181 and encodes 325 amino acids. Gene Ontology annotation, cellular component: nucleus. The record is from RefSeq and is a predicted model, not a curated record. Gene Ontology annotation, molecular function: DNA-binding transcription factor activity, RNA polymerase II-specific; RNA polymerase II cis-regulatory region sequence-specific DNA binding. Lineage: Eukaryota; Metazoa; Chordata; Chondrichthyes; Chimaeriformes; Callorhinchidae.
CCGACUCUCUCUGCCCACUCCCAGAUCGCAAUCUCAAUCGGGGACUUGUGUUUGGUUUUUUUUUUGUGCACACCCGCAUAUACACCCGCACUCUCACCCGCACUCUCACACACUCACACACACACACACACACACACGCGGGUUCCGAGGAAACUUUAAUCCUCAUCGAAAGCGACGCCCGGGCAGGUUGCAAUCGGUUUUAGAUGAAUUGUGCGAAAGAUCCUUUGAAUUUGGACCAGUUUAGCAGCAGCAGCAGCAGCAGCAGCGGCGGCGGCGGUAAUAAAUUGGUCCGGGAUCAAUCGGCUUCUUCUUCUGUCAUGGCUUCUGGUUUGCAACCGCUGCGAACGAGUGAGCCCAAGCACCGGCUCGAGGUUCACACUUUAUCGGACACCUCCAGCCCUGACACCGGAGAGAAAGAGAAAAUCCAGCAAAGCAAAAACGACGACACAAAUACAGAUGACCCGUCCAAGAAGAAGCGACAGAGACGGCAGAGGACUCAUUUCACCAGUCAACAGCUGCAAGAAUUGGAGGCAACUUUUCAGAGAAAUCGCUACCCGGACAUGUCCACCAGAGAGGAGAUUGCAGUUUGGACCAAUUUAACUGAAGCUAGAGUCCGGGUUUGGUUUAAAAACCGCAGAGCCAAGUGGAGGAAGCGGGAGCGAAACCAGCAAGCCGAGCUUUGCAAAAAUGGCUUUGGACCUCAGUUUAAUGGUCUGAUGCAACCCUAUGACGACGUGUAUCCAGGUUACACCUACAACAACUGGGCGGCUAAAGGCUUGACAUCGGCCUCGCUCUCUACUAAAAGCUUCCCUUUCUUCAACUCCAUGAACGUCAAUCCCUUGUCCUCUCAGGCUAUGUUCUCUCCUUCCAAUUCCAUCUCCUCCAUGAGCAUGUCGUCCAGCAUGGUUCCCUCUUCGGUGACCGGGGUGCCAGGUUCCAGCCUCAACAGCCUCAACAACUUGAACAACCUGAGCAACCCGUCUCUAAACUCAGCCGUCCCGACAGCAGCUUGCCCCUAUGCUCCACCGACUCCUCCUUACGUGUACAGAGACACAUGCAAUUCAAGCCUCGCCAGCCUUAGACUCAAGGCCAAGCAGCAUUCAAGUUUCGGAUAUGCCAGUGUUCAAAACCCAGCGUCUAACUUGAGUGCAUGCCAGUAUGCUGUAGACAGACCUGUGUGAGACAUAAGAUAAAACUCAUCAGACUGAUGGGCUCCAAGAAAUAACUUAAAAUAUAAUGGGCUCUACAGACAAAACCACUGAAUCUGUAUAGCUAAACACGACAGAAUCGUCUUUCUAAUUUAAGGAAAAAAAGUGCAAGUGUUAUUUCCUCCCUUGACACCCUAUUUACAAGAACUUUUCAUCAGAUAAAGGGACGUAUGGCCGCAAAAUGAAAUAUACUGAUUAUUUGACUGGAUAUUACCUUUAGUAACACUAUAAGCUUGUUAUUUUUUAAGUUCAGCGCUGUGACAAUAAAGGAAAUGUUUGACGGAAAGGAUGUGUAUAUAUCGAAAUGUCAAAAUUAAUUUUAUAAAAGCAAUUGUUAGUAAUAUCACGCCAGUGUUUUUGAAGUUACAUUUAAAAAAAUAAAAGCAUGUCACGCGGAAGCUUGAAGGAAUAUUUCCGCUUAAAAGCGAGGGAAUGUAUAUACUAACUGCAACACUUGUAUGUUUCUAACAGUGUCUAUUAUUAUUAAUUAUUAUUAUUAUUAAAAGUCUGUGUGGAUAUCAGUUUUAAGACUAGUACCUCGGUAGUAAGAUGCAAUGAUGUUCCAAAAAAUGUACAAUUUAUCCUGUGUAUAAAAUUUGGUACGGCA